Athalia rosae (coleseed sawfly) is the source of this 3056-nucleotide messenger RNA. RefSeq lists its product as uncharacterized. The coding region runs from base 1 to 2457 and encodes 818 amino acids. The record is from RefSeq and is a predicted model, not a curated record. NCBI's taxonomy places the organism in Eukaryota, Metazoa, Arthropoda, Insecta, Hymenoptera, Athaliidae. The transcript has 11 exons.
AUGGCCUCAAAAGCGGCGAAACCAGUCGCAAUAUCGAAGACUCCCAAAAUCCCCGAUGCUGACGCUACGGCGAGCCUUCAAUUCUCUUUACCUCAGAUGCUUGACAUUGCUCUAGGGACACCAGAGGUACCUUUCAAGUUUGAGGGGAUCACUCAGAGAGUUUCCCAGAUUUCAUACGAGAUUUUUCGAAAUGACAGAUGCCGCACGGUUACAGGUGAGAGCUCACGUCGAAGAUUACGAGGCUGUAAUGCGAUUAAAAAUUCCAAUUCUCCGCAGAAUGUUGCAACGGCAGCCCGAAUGGAACCUUCCCUUCACCUUCACGAGUAUAACAUAAUAGAAAGUUCGGGAAAGGUAAAGCAGAGAAUUCACAGCGACGAAGAUCUGACUGUGAAGGUUGACGUCUACUCCGAAGGUUCGAUCGGGAGCAGAAGUAAAAAAUCGAAGGGUUCCAGGCUUCGGAUCGGUGGAAACUCGGAGGGCGAAGCGCACUCCGUGAUAUUCGUCGAACCGAUAAUAGACGGAGCCUUUCCAACGGCGCUGGGCUUCAGGCAACUUGAGGACACCAUACGCAAGCUCCAGGCGGAUUUCCGAGCCCUUGAAGAACUCGCCACUACACCGGAGAUGAUAGAAAGGAUAAAAACCAACAGUACGGAUCCCGUUACCGACAUGUGGCACAUCAUCAACAUCACGAAGAGGCUGGACGCUGCGGAAAAGGGAAUCGACAAGAUAACAGAAAUGGUGCAGGACCUGAUCAAGAGUGACAAGGUUCUCAGUGUCGGUAGAACGAGUAGCCCCGGCGUAGAGCAACAGGGCACGGGCGAUCUUACGAAUCAAAUAAAUGAGAUCGAGAAAAGAAUGACAGAUCUGGAGAAACGCUUGACUUACGAAAACGAUGGAAACGCAAACGCGGAGGACAAACCCGCUGGAUUCGAGAGGAAACCUUCGAUUCGAAGUACGAAUACGCAGAGCGAAAAGCGAACAACUGACGCCGACGGUGACCUCGUAGCCCUCAAGAUCGAGAUUACUCAAGUGCGAAAAGAUCUGGACGAGUUGUCUGGAAGAAUCGGAAACGCCAACCACGGGGAGAGUACGAAGAAUCCUGCGGACGUCGUCGUUAAAUCGGAGCCCGGGGAUCCUGCGGACCACGGGGAGAGUACGAAGAAUCCUGCGGACGUCGUUGUCAAAUCGGAACCCGGGGAUCCUGCGGACGAUGCGGAAAGUUCAGCGGCACUUCCGAAUGAGACGGCUAAGAUUUUCGAACAGAUGCAUGGAAUGGAAGCGAUGUUCGAACAGGCCACUCAGGAAAUUCUCCGGCGAGUUCACGAACUGGAGAAGGACGUUGGCUGUCUCAUUGAAAAAUCGAACAGUGCUCCCAUGGCUGGUGUCGCUACGGAUGGAUCACAGGCGAUCAGUGAACUUGUCGGUAAAAUUCAGACGAUACAAACCGAUAUGGAAAACAUGAAUCAGACCGCGAAUCGACUUCUGGACGAAAGGGAGACGCGGGAGACUCACACGAAUGCCCUUCUGGAGCAGAUCGAACUCCUGAAGACCAUCAAGGCGGAUAAGGAGGACCUCGAGGAAGCGUUGGCCGAUAAAGCGGACGCGCACGCUGUGAACAGGAAGGUGUCGUACGCACAAUUUGACGCGGUCUGCGACGACCUUACGCGGGGAUUGGAAGACGCCGUGUCGAAACUUUCCCAGCAAGAAGGUAUAUGGCAGAAGACAUUGGAUGACGUUCAGCAGGAAAUCGAGGGUAAGCUGGACAAAAUCGAGAUAUCGCCGCUCAAGGACUUCGUCAACAAUAAGCUCAAGAGUCUUCAGGAUAAAUUGAAAGCUGUUUCCGAGAUGCGGCGAGAAAACGAAGCCGCUGGAUCGAAAAAACUGCUUCGAGACGUCCAGUGCAUAUCCUGCGACAAAAAUGUCGUUAUGAAAAUGCAAGAGGGUAUGUCAUUCCACGCGGAAGCUCUACCGUGCACUCGGAGCAUAAAACCGUAUCUGACCUACGAACUAGACCAGGUCAGGAGGCAUCAAAAGAAACUCCCUCACGGAAGGAACAUGAUCCAGUUCGAAGCUGCGAUGCAGGAGGAGGCGAGGAAGACUCGAGCGGUUUCGAGGAACCAAGAAUCGUUGGAAAAGUCACCGAGACAACAUCUCUGCAAUCGAUACUGCGGCGGAAGCCACACGGUGACCACGCCUCAGCAAAGGGUAAUGAGAAUGGGGCAUUUCUUGAACCAAUGGGGACCGGAGGCGAUUCAAUUAACCGAGGGAGUGAUCAAGGGCACCGAUGGCCAGAUGUACAGAAGCCGGGCCCUCCCAACUUCUCCCGAAAUCUGCAGGUCGCAGGAAGCCGGAGAUCAACGCAAACCUGACGAAGUGCCGGCUUCGCCGUCACGUCCUUUCGAACCACGAUCGGCCAGCGUGGCCAGUUCCCGACUUGCGGUAAGAGGAUCUAAUUGAAAACUUUUACGAGUUGUAUAAAUCUGGUGUUCAUUUCGACUACGGUUUUCAGGAGGCUCGGGAUUCGCUUGUCAGUUCCAGAUCGAACAUGAGAGCCAGUCUUUUACGUGAGUAUCCACAAGGCGGGAUCGGGAGCUUUUCGAAUCAACAAAGCGAAUGAUUUAUUUCAGAGAGAAGGUCGACGGCCCGUAGAUCAACAGCUACGAAGCCUCCGGUUCCGGUGGAACGUGGAUCUGUGACGAUUGUAGCGCCGAAGGUUUCGGUGAGUUCUUUCAAAAAUCCCGUAGAUCAAUGAUUCUCCGCUUUUCUAAUACCCGUCUUCGUCCCAACAGAGUGAAAUUAUCGAAACAACGGUGCCCGCCGCGGAGACGAAGGCAGUCAGCGAAGAGGAAGUGUCACCUGAAAAAACAGAAGAAGGUUUUCAACCCGUCUCAGAAUCUGAACCCGAGUUGAUAGAACAGCCUGAAGAAGAAGACGAAGAAGAAGGAGAAGCUGAAGAUGCGGUCUCACCUUCGAGCGAAAAGCCUCUGCCAGUUUCAGAAAGUGAAGCUGAAGAAAAUCAGCCGAAUGAAUUUCCUGCAGAAGGUGAAGAAGAAGAA